AAAAAUUAGCGCAGACUUUAUUUAAUUUAAACUUGCUAAUUAUGUUAAAUAUACAACACAUUUUUGCCAAGGAUACAUGUACAAACAGCCAUAAAAUAUCGAAACACUAAUAUAUAUAUAUAUCGGCUUAACUAUUAAAUUUUCUGGGGGCCAAGGUUAGAUAAAGUAUACAGUCUCCAUAUUUUGGACGGAUUGAUUUUCCUAGAUCAUUUUCUGAUGAUUCAAGCUGUUGUUUUGAAUGUGCUUAGGCAUGUUCAAUUUGCUUCGUUUGAGUUUUCCAAGCUUUGAUCUCAAGAAAAACUGCGCUGCACAUCGAAAGAGCUUUAUUAAGUCAUGUGACCGUAACAGGUCGCCAUUACUCUGGCGUAAAAUACUCCAAAGGCCAAAUAUUGCCGAGUUUCAUAAGGUUCAUUUGGAUGUGUUAGACCCCUGCGGCCUAGAACUGCCGACAAAUUCUGCCAAGUAGUACGCAUGUACAGUAGUAAAACUGUGCGCGAAAGUUAGUGCACGGAAACCGUCACUAACUUUUUCCUGAUAUUACAUGAGAGGGCAAAUAUUUGCCCGCGGUUGACAACACCUCCGGUUCGAAAUAUAUUCCACGCCAUCUCCCGGAUUGUAUUUCUUUUCCUUUUUCGUGUUAUCACGACUACCAUCACAUUCUUCGCUUCUGUGGUAAGCAACGAGAUAAGUAAGUUACUGGCCUGAAAACAAAUCAUGGAAAACCAAAACAAUAAGAUUUUUAUUAGUUCCAGGCUUUCAAACAACGAUAUUCGAUCUGCUCUCUUGCACCAAAUGACACGUGCUAAUUGAAAUAAUUUGCCGCAACAAAAGACAGUAGUUUUUAGGGCAUCACAAUAACGUCUUUGACAUGAAGCGAUGACAGUUCAUAAGGCGACUCAUUUCAACAGACAUCUGUCAACAACUUUAUUUAUGAGCACCUUUUGAGACAAAAAAAUUUAAACUCCAACUAAACGUGGUGAUUCCCUUGUCUGUUGCAAACUAAAUCUGGUGUCAACUGAGAAUAAUUCCAUUGCAAGAGAUUCUACGGUUGUUGUAGGAACUAUUUCAAGUAUACCCACCAUUUAAAAGAGCAAUCGUAGAAAUAUGCUCUGUGGGAGCCGGCUUAGUGAAAAUCGCAGGAGUAGAAACCGAGUUCUUUCUUACAAUCGAUGAUUCUGGAACUCUUCGCGCCACGGACGCAGACAGUGAGGAGUGCGUUUUUGAGGAAGUGAUGGUGAAGGAUUUCUAUAGCGCUUACAAAUCAUAUGCAUAUUCGAACGAACAUUGGACAGUAGCAAUCAGCGAUAAGGAUGGAAGAGCGUAUUCUGCUCGUUGUCAAGGACUUCUUGAUUCAGAUCUCGAGGCGCAUUCAUUACCUGAGAUGAUGCCUGAUAGCGACGCAUCUUCGGACGAGGAGUCUACAUCAGAAACCCGAACAUCACCCGAGGUUGACUCGGAUACAUCAGGCUUUGUAGGACUGGAUGCAUCGCGCUUUCUAGAGCAGCAAACUUCGCGUCUCUUUGAUCUUCUCAAUUUUGAUCUAGAAGCGUGUUUAAUGGCUGAGAUACAAGAAGACGCGGGUCAUGCUGUUGUGUUUCCCGAUAAUAAUACUGACAUUGGACCAUCUCUGUCCGAGAUUCUACGCGAGUUAGGAACCAAUUUGUAGAGCGCACAAAUAGCUUGCCUUGGAGCGUGCCCAUGACAGGGGAUCCUGGUCACAAACGAUUUUGUCUUUUUACGAGGCCAGCUGAUAUUUUUGGGGGCUGGAGGGGGGUUAGAUUUUAAAGCGCGCUUCAGAGAAGAGCAAUAAUCUUACUGACCACUGAACUGGUGACUUUUGACUGUCAUAACUCACCAGCAGAUACGUAAGGAUAGGAAAGCUCAAGCAUCCUUUCUAAUUUAUAUAAGGGACUGGUCAUUAUUCGUCGCGAGGGAGGGGGGGUUGGGGGAGUUUGGUUGUGUCGCAAUAAAAAUUUACAUGAUCCUCUCCAAGGCAAGAUUCCACUAGAAUUCUCCGAACUUCUCUCUCCCCAGGCGAUAUUAUGACUGGUUCCUAAUGACAUGCAUCCGUGUUCAAUUUUUAUUGCUCGUGCACCUGAUUUUUAAGCUACAUGCAAAAACUGGUGUAAUAGAGUUAUUUUAGGGUUUUUUAGAACUUUCUUUCUCUUGUGAUGAAACUACGCUGUAAACAUGCCAAAGAUUUAAAUUUCGUGUUGUGCUGAAAUCUGUUUUUGUGUUUAGCAAAGAAAGUUUCUUCCUUUGUUGUGUAACUUUCAGCACCAAUAACUGUUACAGUAUCAUUUAAAAUUUUUUUAAUCGCUCUAUUACCUGUGGGUAUUAUUUUGAAUUAAGAGGUUAUUUAAGUUAUAAGAAUGCUUUUAUUGCGAAGGAUUAUAAUAUUUGUAAUUUAACUAUGUAAAUAAAUAGGUUUAUUUGUGAAAUGAUACAAAGUAAAAUUUUACAUGUUGUUAUGAACAUUUUAUUUGGCACCAGGUCUUAACUUUCGUUCAGUUUUGACAGUUUAUGAUUUAAAAAGUUAAGAACUGUUAAGGAUCGGUGAAAAACUGCUCAGAUUUUUUUGGAAAAUGA
Molecule: messenger RNA, 2589 nt
Organism: Pocillopora damicornis (cauliflower coral)
Lineage: Eukaryota; Metazoa; Cnidaria; Anthozoa; Scleractinia; Pocilloporidae
Molecular function (GO): growth factor activity
Source: RefSeq, a predicted model, not a curated record